This is a messenger RNA of Oncorhynchus nerka (sockeye salmon), 3873 nucleotides long. RefSeq names its product zinc finger protein 311-like. The transcript is spliced from 3 exons. Bases 19 to 1632 code for a protein of 537 amino acids. Gene Ontology annotation, molecular function: DNA-binding transcription factor activity, RNA polymerase II-specific; RNA polymerase II cis-regulatory region sequence-specific DNA binding. The record is from RefSeq and is a predicted model, not a curated record. NCBI's taxonomy places the organism in Eukaryota, Metazoa, Chordata, Actinopteri, Salmoniformes, Salmonidae. Gene Ontology annotation, cellular component: chromatin; PcG protein complex; transcription regulator complex. Gene Ontology annotation, biological process: regulation of transcription by RNA polymerase II.
UGCUAACGUUAGUUAACAAUGGCUAACGGUAUGGUUUUUCACACUCAAAUAGCCUCGAUUAUGGAGGUGCUAGCGAAUGCAGCCGUGGCAGAGAUCUGUAAAGUCGUAGACGACGACUAUGCAGUGUUUCGUUUGGAAAUAACUCAAAGCCAGAAAGAAAACAGGGGAUUGCGGAGGAAGCUACAGCUACUGGAACUGAAGGUGUCACGGGAGCGCGCAGAGAGGACAAUACGAGAGCGCGUCCUCGCCAGUCGUCCCAGUAGUGUCAAGAUCCUCGACCGAUACAGAGGAAUGGCUAGAGGUGAAGGACAUCUCACCGGAGGCCACAGGAGCUUUGUAAAGCCGGCGGGACACAAUACAUGGAGAGAUGACCAACCCAUAGCUAUAGAUGAGGAGAGUGGAACCUCAACCCAGCAUGUUAUUGUGAUAGAGUCUGCAGAUGCAGAGGCCGCAGGUCCUGAAGGACCGUCUCUGGUCAAGAAGGAGAGGACUGAAGGAGAGGACCCACUGCACAGCGGAGACAUCCAGACUGGAGCAGUGGCUACAGUGGCACCUCCUGUAGCCACGGAGGACCUCACGACUGCCGCCUCGCCCCAGCCCAGGACCGGAUGCAGCAUCACGGAGGUCAGUGGAGCGCCGAACGCCGUCCUCAAGUCAGAGACAGACACCGAGACUUUAACUGUAACACACAGGCUAUUAUACACAGAAUCUGACCACAGAUCAGACAGACUGGGGCUGGGGAAACAGGGCUGUCCUCCUGCUCCUGGCUCAGAGUAUUUACCGGUAUUUCACCAGAGCCAGAGGAUGGUUCAUUCCCGUGGUGAUAGUGACGCGUUACACUCUGGUGGUGAUGAUCCGUCUUGUUCUUACGCUACAGAGAUGGACCCAGGCAACAUGCCCUUGGGUUUAGAGACACAGACUGAUCUGUCUAGAGGGUACUGGAACGGGUACAAUAGUAGUGUAUACUCUGAAGGGUGCCUAGAUAAGAAAGGGGAGGUUACAGUGGCAGAUGAGGUGACUGUGAAAGUGGAGGACGACGCACCUCUGACAUGGAAUGUAGAAGGACACUCACAAGGCAGAGAUUUCUUAGAUUACAGAGGAAUCUUAGAGGCAAAUCAAAUUGUCGCCACCAACUCCCAUUUACACGCUUUCAGGGAUCGCGACCCAGUGUCCACAUCAAUGGCACCUUCCGAUUCACAUGGCUGUGUCCUUUUCGAUCAGGUAUUGAACUCAGAGGACCAAAGGGCCAAGGCGUGGGGAGGGGGACCAACUUCAGUCAAUAGUAAAGAUAAACGGUUCCUCUGCAUGUUCUGCAACAAAGGCUUCAGCUGCCCCCAGAAGGUGGAGAUCCACCAGAGGGUCCACACAGGGGUGAAACCCUUCAGCUGCCCCCAGUGUGAGAAGAGGUUUUCCCAGUCUGGUGACCUGAAGAGACACCAGAGGGUCCACACGGGGGAGAAACCCUUCAGCUGCCCCCAGUGUGAGAAGAGGUUCUCUCUGGCUGGCAACCUGAAGAUGCACCUGAAGGUUCACAAGGGAGAGAGACCGUUCGCCUGUACACACUGCGGGAAGAGGUUCUCAGAGAGGAGCUACCUCAGGCUACACCAGCAGAAAAAACAUUCUACUCUAUAACAUAGAAAGUAACCAUUCCACUCGAUAGCUUCUGACAUUUAGAUCAAACCCUGCAUAAAUACAAAGAUAUUUGUUUUUAAAGAUCCACAGAUGCAAUUGGAAUAACGAGAGUAACAGAUUUCAGUGUUUACUAUUCCUGGGUAGAAUAUUGCAUACAGAUGUUGUGUGAUGUAUAAGGCAUACACUGAGUGUACGAAACAUUAGGAACAGCCUCAAUUCAUCUUUCCCAUUGACCAUCAAUGGCACACAUACACAAUCCAUGUCUCAAGGCUUAAAAAUCCUUAUUUGACCUGUCUCCUCCCCUUCAUCAACACUGAUUGAUGUGUAUUUAACAAGUAAGGAGUCAUAGCUUUCACCUGGUCAGUCUGUCAAGGAAAGAAUGAGUAUUCCUAAUGUUUUGUACAUAGUAUAUAAGCUUAAAAAGACUGUUACAUAUUUGUACUCUGUGUUUGUACUCUGCUAUAUGAUGUUCACAAAUGCCUCUUUCAUUACUGCCGUUCAACUACUUAAUUUUUUCCCCCCCAGAUACUUUUAAUGACAAAAUGAGUGGAGUGUAUCAAGUUAGCUGAGACAUUACAUUUACGUAAUUUAGCAGAUGCUCUUAUCCAGAGCGACUUAGAAUUAGUUAAUUCAUCUUAAGAUGGUUGGGUGAGAACCACAUAUCAAAGUCGUAGUAAAUCAGAGCUCGACAUUAAGGGGGAAUUGCACCCGCAGAUUUUGCCUCGCUUAAAUCAGAGCUCGACAUUAAGGGGGAAUUGCACCCGCAGAUUUUGCCUCGCUUUUUGGCUUGCUCCCCAAGAAAUGCUGGCGGCCAUGACAGAAGCCGAAUGUAAGUUGGCUUGGGGGUGUAUUUUUAUGUGGGUGUUUCUUGGGUGUGUCCUUGCUACAACCACGACACAUCAAUCUGUCAGAACCUUGCCUGCAGGUCCCCUCCCUCUCAGUCACAACAAACAAACCAAUCUCCUGCUUGUUGAGUUCCACAACUACAGGCAGAUGGCAGGUGUAUAGUGGGAUGCCGACGGAAACUUUGAAUAGGUCAGUAGCCUACCGUGUAAAAAAAUAAAUAACACGACAAUAAUGUGAUUGCUAAACUUAUGCAAAUAUUCUAAACUAAGUAUCUUGAUAACUUUCAAAUGUAGUAAUGGGUCCAUGUUGAAUAAACAACCCUUUACAUAAUACCGUAGAAGCAGUGUUCUGCUAAUAUAACAGUGUGAACCUUUGACCUUUUCAUUGUCAUUCCCAGCCAAUACUGAUACUCUGCCUAUCUGCAUUUUGUCUGGUGGUAAUGGGGCUGCCUUGGCAAACAUAUCAGUGGUCAUACCUUUCUGUGUGGUGUCCCGUAUACAACAGGAGUUCCCUGAUCCUUGUGCAGAAUACAGAGGCUCUCUCCCUCCCCAUAUUGACUCAUACCAUUUAAUUCAAUAAUAAAAAAAAGACGAUACAAGUAAAAGUUGUCUAGUAACAUUUUUAUGCCGAGUGCCAUGUUUCUCUCCAUUCAGAGAUGCCAGUAUCAAGCCUGUCUGUAGGUCAGGACUCCAGCACAUCAUCUUGCAAGUCUCCAAGUGCUGGCUCCAUAGAUGCAUCUGUGAACAUAUACACAGUCACUGUUCUAUUACCAAUGGCCAUUAGGAUAGGUGAUAUCUGACACACACAGGUACUACGUUGAAGUUUGAACAGGUCAGACUAAACAUACCUAAUUCUUGUCUACCCGUCAACAAUCGUUGUUGAGCAGACGAGGUGAGGCUGGAGGUGUGGUCUUUGCCAGCGUAGAUCAGCUCCUGGACCCUCAUCAAAAUACUGGUCGGUUACAUGCAAACCACAGGAGUUUGGUGGCACCUUAAUUGGAGAGGACGUGUUCAUGGUAACAGCUGGAGCGGAAUCAGUGGAAUGGUAUCAAAUACAUCCAUGCGUUUGAUGCAAUUCCAUUUGCGCCGUUCCAGCCAUUAUUUUGAGUCGUCCUCCACUCAGCAGCCUCCACUGACACAAACACACGCAGAGCACUGAUUGCAUUAUCAAUGGAGGUUAUGAUUAGCACGGUGGAACCAACCUGAUCGCUGUGUUCACCUUUCUAUUUCACUUCAGAUAUCAUGGUAUGUGAAGUGAGAUAGAAAGGUAAACGCAGCGAUCAGGCUGGUUCCACCAUGCUAGGUUGUGAUGGUGAAUUGGGGGGGGGGGGUCUCAAAACUGUUGACCUUUUUGACCAGGUUAAAUUUGACCAACCUGAUUCAAGUGUCCUCCCUG